AUGGCUUGUUCUGAAUCGGUUACCGCGAUAUUCCUCGUCUCCGGCGUGGAAUUGGGCGCGGGACAAAGCCGUCACGAUUCACAACCGCCAACGUCAAAUCAGUGGCUAACAGACUCUUUUCUCACCUCUAGCAAUAACACGCAGAAGCCGGAUGAUGAGUUCAUCAGCCGCUUCCAAAGCACGUUCGCCGAUAUUGUGCCCCGACGGGCCAGCCAAACCAAUGCAUCGCACGGCAACUUCCCUCUCGGGCCAGGAGAUCCCAUGGUCUCGGACAGGUACGCAGCCCAGUGUUAUGCCAGUCCGAGGCUCGAAACUGAUCCAGCAAACUACGACGCCAGACCGAUGGAGCACCAUCAGAUGAAAAUGGAAGAACACGAGCUUAAAUUCCCCAGCGAGAGAACACCGCGCAAUUUGCACGAUCUGAACUACACCCCAUCGUGGAUCGAUCCUACCUCGAUGAAUAUAAUGUCCUUAGCCGGACAACACCCCGGGUUCUUCACUCCCAACUCGGGUGGCAUGGGCGCCAUCUUUCAUAGCCAAGCAGGGGAUCUCCACACGCCGACCGCGGGAUUGAACAUGAUCACCCCCCUCUCCCUCUCCCACUCGAUGCCCAUGAACCACAACCACGGACCUCCCACAAUAAAUCACUUUAACCAGCAAUACCUCGCUCAGCAUGUGCCCGAAAUGCAUCCGUAUGUUCAGCAACAAACCUUUGCGCCCAGCGCGUUUAUGCAUCGAGAUUCCUUUGAAGCAAUGGACGAGUCCGUGGACAGCACGUCGAUCCACAGCUUACCGAUUGAUCAAACCUCCAUCAUUUCCGCCUCGACGGAUUUUUCCGGUGCAUUAAACGUUAGCUACGCAGAUGGUGAAAAGUUCCGCUUCAAUGUGUCUCUACGAGCCCCCACCGCUAUGGUGAAGCACCCGAGAGAAGUUCCCAUCUCGUACUUGAACAAGGGCCAAGCAUAUAACCUGACAGUGAUGGACUCUAAUCCCCCGAUGAUGGGCUCGGAACCUCUUCAAUACCGAACUUACGUGCGAGUCUCAUUUGAGGAAGAAGAGCAGCGUUCGAAGCCUGCCGCCUGCUGGCAACUUUGGAAAGAGGGUCGCGGUAUGAGCGAGUCGCACCAACGCGGAGGAAAAUUGUUGGCGGUGGAGUACGUCGAUCCGCAUCAAGGAGGGGAUGAGCACAAACACCGCCAGAUCUCGGUUGAACACACAUCAUUCGACGGAUUCUGCGUGACCUGGACUGCCAACCCCACCACCGGAACACCCGACUGCUCAAUUCCAGUCCGCUUCAACUUCUUGUCUACGGACUUCAGUCAUUCCAAGGGAGUCAAGGGCAUUCCGGUGAGACUUUGCGCCAAGACCGAGCUCUUGACACCAACCGACGAAUCCGACAGCCCCCGGGAGGCCGAAGUCUCCUACUGCAAAGUGAAACUUUUCCGUGACCACGGCGCGGAGCGCAAGCUAUCUAAUGAUGUCGCUCACGUGAAGAAGACCAUCGAGAAAUUGAAGCAGCAGAUUGCCCAAGCUGAGAUGGGCGGAGGAUUUGGCAAGCGCAAGCGCGGAAGCAAUGCCACUGCCAAUGUCAAGAUGUCCGAUCGCCCAAAGACCAUGAAGCACAAGCGUACCUGGUCCAUGAGCUCCCAGGACGGCCAGUCGGAGAAGCUUUCCCUCGAAGACGAUCUGCAAGCGAAGUUGGUCAUGCUGCAGGAUAUGUUCUCGUCAACUCGAACCAUGAGUAUCCUCGCACUUCGGGGCGACGAGGAAGACGACCCUGAUUUGUUCCCGGUGCGACUGCCCACGGAGGGCGAAACGGUCAAGUUGGAGACCCUUAGUCGACAGAACACCGGUGCCUCGCAAUCCAUGGAGUCAUUGAUUCUAUCUCCAACGAGCAGCAACAUCUCUGUCAGCUCACCCCAAGUCCACGAGAGCAAGAUGGCCACCUGGAAAGAGACCAAGACCCCGACCACAGUACCGCGCGUGACGAAUGGUACCAACUCUAUCUCCACCGGAUUCAUCGAGGCGGUCGACAUUGACCCGACCUACCGUCCACCCGCGGAACGCCCGCCCAAGCCUAUUGCAUGCUUCUAUGUGCGCUUCUCCAGCAAUGACGAGCAGCCAGACUACUAUCGUGCAAUUUAUCUCUCUGAGCGUACGGUUCGGGAUUUGAUGAAGAAGAUCUCCGAAAAGAAUCACCUUGAUCCGUCCAGGAUUGUACGGAUCUUGCACGUCAACCAGAACGGAUUGAGAAUCAUGGUUGAUGACGACGUUGUGCGGGAGUUGCCUGAGGGACAAGACAUGAUUGUCGACAUUUCUGAAUCUCCUGCUGCGGGCAAUGGGGCCAGCAAUUGGUCUCCUGAUACCCCUGUGGAGAUCAAAUUGACAUAUUGA
This is a messenger RNA of Penicillium diatomitis, 2394 nucleotides long. RefSeq names its product grainyhead-like protein. The coding region runs from base 1 to 2394 and encodes 797 amino acids. Gene Ontology annotation, cellular component: nucleus. The record is from RefSeq and is a predicted model, not a curated record. Gene Ontology annotation, biological process: regulation of transcription by RNA polymerase II. The transcript has 3 exons. Lineage: Eukaryota; Fungi; Ascomycota; Eurotiomycetes; Eurotiales; Aspergillaceae. Gene Ontology annotation, molecular function: DNA-binding transcription activator activity, RNA polymerase II-specific; RNA polymerase II cis-regulatory region sequence-specific DNA binding.